UUUGCUCUCACAACCUCCUCAUUUCCUACUUUCUACUCAUUCUAGCUCAGCUUUCUUUCUCUUACUUACCUUCUCUUUCGAUUUCUUAGAAAUACCUAUCAAAAUGGUGUUUGCAAUAGAAAAACAAAUGUUUCUUCUUGGUCUUGUGAUUCUCUUUCCUUUACUUUGUGGCUCUCAGAGCACCUUUUCAAGCUCCAGAGCAACCUAUUAUGGUAGCCCUGACUACUAUGGAACUCCACGUGGUGCUUGUGGGUUUGGAGAAUAUGGAAGGACUGUCAAUGAUGGCAAUGUUGCAGGAGUUUCUAGGCUCUACAGGAAUGGAACUGGCUGUGGUGCUUGUUAUCAGGUUAGGUGCACAAAUCCACAAUAUUGCCGUGAUGAUGGGGUGAACAUGGUGGUGACUGACUAUGGUGAAGGAGACAGAACAGACUUCAUUCUCAGCCCAAGAGCCUACACAAAGUUGGCAAAGCCAAACUUGGCCUCGGAGUUGUUUGCUUAUGGCGUCGUUGAUGUCGAAUACAGAAGGAUCCCUUGCAGGUACUCUGGCUACAAUAUCAGGAUCAGGAUCCAUGAGAAUAGCAAAUAUCCGCAAUACUUGGCCCUAGUCGUUCUAUACGUAGCCGGACAAAAUGAUGUCAAUGGGAUAGAGUUGUGGCAGGAGGAUCGCAAAGAAUGGAGAGCAAUGAGAAGAGCCUACGGAGCAGUAUUUGACUUGGCACCAGCAGGUGGUCCUAUAUCCUUGAGGCUCCUAAUAAGUGCCGGUGGAGGCUACACCUGGGUCCAAGCCAACGAUGCAAUCCCUAGUGAUUGGAACGCUGGUGCCGUUUAUGACACAACCGUUCAGCUCACUUAGGUGGACCACUUGAGAUUAUGUAUACCAUAUCUGUAUUCCAGUAGGGUAUGAUAUACUUUUUAAUUGUUGCUUUUGUAGUUGGUCUACGCUUAGUAUGAUGUAUCGUACGGCAGAGUUAGGUGCAGUUCCUCAACUGCCUUUCCUCAAUAAAUAAAUUAGAUUAUUACUUUGAUGUAGUGAUGACACAUGAAUAAAAUAAGUCCCAGAUGUUGGAUCUUUGAUUACUAUA
Molecule: messenger RNA, 1082 nt
Organism: Ziziphus jujuba (common jujube)
Lineage: Eukaryota; Viridiplantae; Streptophyta; Magnoliopsida; Rosales; Rhamnaceae
Product: expansin-like B1
Exons: 4
Coding region: 104-853 (249 amino acids)
Biological process (GO): sexual reproduction
Cellular component (GO): extracellular region
Source: RefSeq, a predicted model, not a curated record